Haliotis rufescens (red abalone) is the source of this 1592-nucleotide messenger RNA. RefSeq names its product acid sphingomyelinase-like phosphodiesterase 3b. Gene Ontology annotation, biological process: sphingomyelin catabolic process. The transcript has 6 exons. Gene Ontology annotation, molecular function: sphingomyelin phosphodiesterase activity. The record is from RefSeq and is a predicted model, not a curated record. The coding region runs from base 162 to 1472 and encodes 436 amino acids. NCBI's taxonomy places the organism in Eukaryota, Metazoa, Mollusca, Gastropoda, Lepetellida, Haliotidae.
GUAUCAGCGGCACGUUAUUGGGUCAACCAAUUGCCUCGCAAAUCUUUCGUAACUGUACUCCCAACCACGUUCUCGGUGUCGUUAUUCAAACAGAGGUCCCAACUGAUACAACCUGUACAUCGUUGGAAGUAGCAAGCAUCAUACCAGCGACAUCAACGACGAUGUCGUGUCACUGUUUGCUGGGACUAGUAGCUCUUUGCUUGGCCUUGGAUGUGGCUACUCCGGAGCAAGGGCAAUUCUGGCACAUCACAGACCAUCAUUUCGACCCAACAUACUGGUCAGAAAUGCGGUCCUGUAAUGACAAGGUUCCUGUACGUGGUAUCUACGGCGACUACUGGUGCGACUCUCCUUGGCGCCUCGUCAACGACAGCGUCGCCGCCAUGGCCAACGUUAAACGUGACGUCGACUUCAUCCUCUGGACAGGAGAUAACGUGGCUCACAUUAAAAAUCAGUUCCUCAACCAAAGUCUAAACUUGGAGAUCACUGAGAAGAUAACAGACGCCUUAAAGGCGGAGUUUCCAGGCGUCCCAGUUUAUGGCAUAAUGGGAAACCAUGACUGGUUUCCAGCUGACCAGUUCCCGGUGCAACAAGCGUUUCUAUAUAACGCUACCGCUGAACUCUGGAGAGACUGGAUCGGGGACAACCAACAGAUUGAGAACUUUAAGAAAGGCGGCUUUUACACAAUCAGGACACCCAAGGGCCUUCGGAUCGUCGGUCUGAACACGGUCUUCUACUAUGGCGCAGACAAACUGACCACCAACUUGACCGACCCUGCUGGUCAGUUCGCUUGGUUGGAGGAAGUUCUUCAGAACGCAACAAAUGUCGGGGAGAAGAUCAUAUUGAUCGCCCACGUGCCCCCAGGUAUUAAGGUCCCGGGAAAGGUUCAGUGGUUUUAUGAGCAGUUCAACACCAAAUUCCUUGACCUCGUCCAGAAGUACGCGGACAUCAUCCCCGGGAUGUACUUCGGCCAUGACCACGCUGAUGGACUCAAACUGUUACUGAAGAAAGACGGUACACCGGGUAUUCCGAUGUUCAUAGCGCCAUCGGUGACACCAUGGCGCUACAAGAGCGGAACAGAGUCGGAUGCCCCACACAACCCAGCCGUCAGAUUGGUAAAAUAUGAUCAGAAAACUGGUGAGGCCCUGGACUUUAUUCAGUACUACAUGGAUCUGACUGAAAGCAAUGAAGCCAACGCGUCAUCGUGGAAGGUCGCAUACGACGCCAGCAAGGCCUACCAGGUCAAGGAUCUCUCUGCUGCAUCCGUCAGCAUGGCUGUUAAGCAGAUGAGCACAGAUAAAUAUGUUCUGGACAAAUAUAUCCGAUUCAAUACCGUUCUUGCUAAUGGUAACACAACAGUCAACGAAUGCGAUGCAACAUGCAGAGCCGAAUAUAUCUGUAGUUUUACUCAUCAUGAAUUUGGGGAGUUUAAUUCCUGUGUCAACGGUCUUAUGAAAGGUCUAUUGAUAGGGUAACUUGUCCAUCCAUUUUCGUUGGAGGUAUUUUAUAUCUUGAGUGAAAUCAUGUCAUGCGUUUACUCAAAUAAAUGGUUUAUGAUGAGUUUAUUAUUUGGAAUAAAACUCUGUUUAAACAUG